AUGGCAGACAACUCGACAGAUACCCCUACAGUAGAAGACUACAACAUGGGUCUCCACAUCGGAGGCCUCUUCGCCAACAUGGCCGCCAGUGCCUUUGGUGUUCUGUUGCCGAUCUUGUUCGCAUACACAACGUUCAACGCCCAGACGACAACUAGGAUCCACAAUGUCGUCCAAACCGCUCGCACCUUCGGAUCUGGCGUCAUUCUAGCCACGGCCUUCAUCCACAUGCUUCCCUCAGCAUUCAGCAACCUGUCCGACCCGAGUCUCCCUGAGGUCUUUCAAGAGGACUCGGGGUACACUGGCUGGGCAGGUUUGAUCGCCAUGGUUUCGGCCAUGCUGUUGCAAUUGCUCGAGUACACUGCUACCCAGCGGUUCUUCACUCGGUCCAAGAAGAGUGGUGGAGAUGUGCAUGCGAUUGAUCGGUUGAGUGCGAUUGGGGAGGAUGAUGAGAAGAAGAGAGUGGUUUCAGAUGAUACUGGGAGUUUGGAGGAGGGCCGUCGUGGGUACGCCGUUGGUGCUGUUGCUCCUGUUGAUGGGUCGGUAGCCAGGCCGGAGGAUUGCUUGCAUAUGGGUCAUGUUCAUGGUGGAGAGAUCUUGUUGGUCAACAAGAAUAACAAGAACCAGCACCAGAACCAGCACCUCCAUCCCCACGGCGACGGCGAACUUAGCCAUAAUGACCACGGCCACGAUUCCAACAAGGCUUCGUCCUCCUCGCAACAAGAACAACGAUCCCGUGAGAUUGGCACAUAUAUCCUCGAAUUCGGCAUCGCAUUGCACUCUGUGAUCAUCGGCAUCACCCUCGCAACCACCCUUGGCACCGAGUUUGUCUCACUCCUGAUCGCCCUCCUAUUCCACCAGUUCUUUGAAGGCGUCGCCUUGGGCGGCCGAAUUGCCUCCCUCCAAUUCAAGCGGUCCUCCUUCCGGCCCUGGCUACUUUCUGCUUGGUUCGCAUGCUCGACCCCUCUGGGUAUUGCUAUCGGCAUUGGUAUCCGCUCGUCGUACGAAGGCGACAGUGUCACGGCGUUGAUUGUCCAGGGUGUGUUUGAUUCCUGCUCAGCCGGGAUCUUGUUGUACACGGCCAUGGUCCAGUUGAUGUCGACAGAGAUCAACUCGAAUGUUGCGUUCAGGGAGUCGAGCCACAACAGUCAAGUUGUCCAGUUUGUGGCGCUUUGGUGUGGUGCUGCUGCCAUGGCUGUUGUUGGCAAGUGGGCUUAG
Messenger RNA from Linnemannia hyalina, 1215 nucleotides. NCBI's taxonomy places the organism in Eukaryota, Fungi, Mortierellomycota, Mortierellomycetes, Mortierellales, Mortierellaceae. The record is from the annotation of a GenBank genome assembly.